GUGAGUGGUCACAGGAAAGAGUGAGGGGUCACAUGAAGGAGUUAGAGACAUGGGAGGAGUGAGAGGUCACAUUGGCUAAGUGAAGGGUCACAUGGUGGGGGACUCAGGGACCCAGGGGGAUCACAGAGGGAAUCUAAGGCAGUGAAUGUGGAAGUGUCUGAGGCAGAGAGGUCCUCAAGGAUGAGGAAGGCCUAGAACCCAGCCCUGUCCAGGCAGAAGUGGGUUCACCGGGUCAGGGGCCUCCUGCCUCAAUUUCCCCUCUGAUACAUCCCUGAGGUGUGUGCCCAACCCCUGUGACUGUCCUGUGGGUGUGCUGGUACCCCCCCCCCCAUGGACUGCGCUGAGGACUGGAUGUCACUGCUGAGCCCACAGCUGUGGGACAUCCCUCUGCACCAGCUGUCCAUUCCAGGCAGCCAUGACACGAUGACGUACUGCCUGAGCAGGGAGUUCCCAAUCUCCCGUGAGCGCUCCAGGGUGCUGCACCUGCUGGGUAGGUUCGCGCCCUGCAUCACGUGGCCUGUGGUGCUGAGGUGGUCGGUCACGCAGACCCUGGAUGUGACAAAGCAGCUGGAUGCGGGUGUGCGGUACCUGGACCUGCGCAUCGCGCAUGCGCCCUGCGGGUCAGCGAAGAACCUGCGCUUCGUGCACAUGAUGUACAGCUCGGCGCUGGUGGAGGACACCCUCACGGAGAUCUGCGAGUGGCUGGAGUCGCAUCCACGAGAGGUCGUGAUCCUGGCCUGCAGGGACUUCGAGGGGAUGACGCCCGAGCUGCACGAGUACCUCGUGGGGUGCAUCAAGAACAUCUUCGGGGAUGCGCUGUGUCCAAGAGGGGACAUCCCCACGCUGCGGCAGCUGUGGGCGCGCGAGCAGCAGGUGAUCGUGUCCUAUGAGGACGAGGCCACAGUGAGCCGCCACGAGCAGCUGUGGCCGGGAAUCCCGUACUGGUGGGCGAACAAGCAGGACACGCAGGACCUGCUGCACUACCUGGACACCAUGAAGGGCUGCGGCCGCCCAGGCGGCCUGUUCGUGGCAGGCACGAAUCUCACGGAGAACCCAAGCUAUGUGCUCUCCCACCCAUCCAGGUCAGUAGAGAAGAUGACUCUGCAGGCCCUUCCUGCCCUGACUGACUGGGUGUGUGCACAGCUUCCGGGGCAGGAGUCCUACUGUACCAACAUCAUCGCAGGUGACUUUGUGGGAGCCAGCAGUUUCGUGAGUGAUGUCAUAGCACUGAACAGGAAGCUGCUGCCGCCCUGACAACCUGGCCCCACCCUAACAGGGACCUCUGACACCUGCUGGCUCUGGUAUCCAGGGAGCCUCUGCCUGCCAGUCACUUCCAAUCACUUCCCACAGCAGAGACUCAGGGAAGCAGUCAGGAGCCUGAGGUCAUGAGACUUGCCACAUGCUGCCCACAUCACUUCAUUAAACUAUUCCAAAGCUAACCUGAGUACAAGAACAUUUGCCCACUUGGACUUUACUUUUGUACAAGGCGGUAAGUAUGGAUCUCUUUGCAUUUUUCUACAUGUAGAUAUCCAGUCAAACCAUGACCAUUUGUUGAAGAUGUUUAUUUUUCUAUUGUAUUGUUUUGGCAUCUUUGUCAAAAAACAG
Molecule: messenger RNA, 1605 nt
Organism: Meriones unguiculatus (Mongolian gerbil)
Lineage: Eukaryota; Metazoa; Chordata; Mammalia; Rodentia; Muridae
Gene: Plcxd1
Product: phosphatidylinositol specific phospholipase C X domain containing 1
Exons: 6
Coding region: 331-1254 (307 amino acids)
Biological process (GO): lipid metabolic process
Molecular function (GO): phosphoric diester hydrolase activity
Source: RefSeq, a predicted model, not a curated record